Messenger RNA from Fulvia fulva, 1068 nucleotides. RefSeq lists its product as uncharacterized. Lineage: Eukaryota; Fungi; Ascomycota; Dothideomycetes; Mycosphaerellales; Mycosphaerellaceae. The record is from RefSeq and is a predicted model, not a curated record. The transcript has a single exon. The coding region runs from base 1 to 1068 and encodes 355 amino acids.
AUGGCGACGCAGGCUGAAGGAGAGCCACGCUUAUUUCGAGCGGUACCAGGAUUUAUCAACAACCUCGAUCAAGGUCCUGAGGAAGUGGUAGUACCACGAAUGGUCCGACAGUGGCUCCGUUCUGUGGCGGACCGUAGCAGGAGUCCUCUAUGGAAGCUGCCAGUUAUGAGCGGCGGAGCUGGACCUGGCCUAACAGUAAGGGACGAUGUCACUGGAGAAGUGUACCUGAAGCCAGGUCGGGAGUCUGCGUUACGGCAAGAGACCCACGGCGAGCUGAUGCAGGAGUUCUACGCUGCUGUCGAGCCUCUUCUGGUCUCGCAGGACGAGCUUCCCCCGGAUCCAUUCGCUAUCAAAACGCCCAUUUCGGCAAAUGCAUCCGGCAAUUCCGCCAAGGUGGUCCUCCAGGAGGAACAGACAUUACCUCAAGCUCUGUCAUCUGGUCGCAAAGAUGUGGAAGAAGCUCAAAAUUGGUUGGAAUUCGGACUGCCGAAGACAUACAGACAAAAUCGUCAACGUUAUCUUCUUACGUACCGGGAGGAUCCCUACGUUUAUGAUGCUCCUGACGUGCAAAGUCCGGAUGAUGCCUUCGAUAGGCGGUUCUUAGCCAGAAUAAGGGACGCCAAUGACCGGAUCCGAGCAAGCGAGACACGAUCUCGUGAACUUCAGAAUGAGGCCCUUGCAAAGAAAGCUGCAGACGCAGAGGAGAGGGACUUGUUCGGCAUCUUAGACCACGCCAAUGAUGGCUUUACAGAGUCUAUGGGAUCCGAACAACGCGGCUUUGACGGCACUAUUGCUGCAGAGAAGUGGCCAAAUGUUCACAAGUGGCUUCAAAGCGUAGACCCAAUGAGAUCUCCCGCAGUCAAGGUCGAGCCACCAGCUGAGGUGGUAGAUAUAGUCACCAGUGCAUCCGUGAGGAGCGCCUUGUCCUGCGUAGAGCCUGAACCUGCGCGACGAGAUGUUAUUCAGCGAUUGGAAGCAGAAAGAUUGGUGACUAGGGCUGAAGAGCAAGAGCGAUGGCUUGAACACUAUCGGGUACUAGGAGUGCCCCCACCACGGAGCAUAUACUAG